UCCUGCAUGCAUAUGCCAUGCAUUACCCCCUACCCCAUGGAAGCUGCAUUUUAAUAGAGACCCUUCACAUCAGGGGAAAUGCUGAAGCCCCUAAAGACAAUGAAGAACGUGUGUUUCGGGAGCGCAUGCGGCCCAGGAAGCGGCAGGGGGCUGUCAGGCGCAGGGUCCACCAGGUCAACGGCCACAAGUUCAUGGCUACCUACCUUCGGCAGCCCACCUACUGUUCCCACUGCCGAGAUUUUAUCUGGGGUGUCAUAGGAAAGCAGGGAUACCAGUGUCAAGUCUGCACUUGCGUGGUCCACAAGCGAUGCCAUGAGCUCAUAAUUACGAAGUGUGCUGGAUUAAAGAAACAGGAAACUCCCGACGAGGUGGGCUCCCAGCGGUUCAGUGUCAACAUGCCUCACAAGUUCGGGAUCCACAACUACAAGGUCCCCACCUUCUGCGACCACUGUGGCUCCUUGCUCUGGGGCCUCUUGCGGCAGGGUCUGCAGUGCAAAGUCUGCAAGAUGAACGUUCACCGGCGCUGUGAGACCAACGUGGCUCCCAACUGUGGCGUGGAUGCCAGGGGUAUCGCUAAGGUGUUGGCUGACCUGGGUGUUACUCCAGACAAGAUCACCAAUAGUGGCCAGAGGAGGAAAAAGCUCAUUGCUGGUGCUGAGUCCCCACAGCCUGCUUCUGGAAGCUCACCGUCUGAGGAAGAUCGAUCCAAGUCGGCCCCCACCUCCCCCUGUGACCAGGAAAUAAAAGAACUUGAAAACAACAUCCGGAAGGCCUUGUCAUUUGACAAUCGAGGGGAGGAGCACAGGGCAGCCUCGUCCACCGAUGGUCAGCUGGCGAGCCUGGGUGAAAAUGGUGAAAUCCGGCAAGGCCAGGCCAAGCGCUUGGGCCUGGAUGAGUUCAACUUCAUCAAGGUGUUGGGCAAAGGCAGCUUCGGCAAGGUCAUGUUGGCGGAGCUCAAAGGCAAAGAUGAAGUCUAUGCUGUGAAGGUCCUAAAGAAGGAUGUCAUCCUUCAGGAUGAUGAUGUAGACUGCACGAUGACAGAGAAGCGGAUUUUGGCUCUGGCUCGAAAACAUCCAUACCUAACCCAACUCUAUUGCUGCUUCCAGACCAAGGACCGCCUCUUUUUUGUCAUGGAGUAUGUGAAUGGUGGGGACCUCAUGUUCCAGAUUCAGCGCUCCCGAAAAUUCGAUGAGCCUCGUUCCCGGUUCUAUGCUGCAGAGGUUACAUCAGCUCUCAUGUUCCUCCACCACCAUGGAGUCAUCUACAGGGAUUUGAAACUGGACAACAUCCUUCUGGAUGCAGAAGGUCAUUGCAAGCUGGCUGACUUUGGGAUGUGUAAGGAAGGGAUUCUGAACGGUGUCACGACCACCACUUUCUGCGGGACACCUGACUACAUCGCUCCCGAGAUCCUGCAGGAGCUGGAAUACGGCCCCUCAGUGGACUGGUGGGCCCUGGGCGUACUGAUGUACGAGAUGAUGGCUGGGCAGCCCCCCUUCGAGGCUGACAACGAGGACGAUUUGUUUGAGUCCAUCCUCCACGACGACGUGCUCUACCCGGUCUGGCUCAGCAAGGAGGCGGUCAGCAUCCUGAAAGCUUUCAUGACCAAGAACCCCCACAAGCGCCUGGGCUGCGUGGCGGCGCAGAAUGGUGAGGACGCCAUCAAGCAGCAUCCGUUCUUCAAGGAGAUUGACUGGCUGCUUCUGGAGCAGAAGAAGAUCAAGCCGCCCUUCAAACCUCGCAUUAAAACCAAAAGAGAUGUCAAUAAUUUUGACCAAGACUUUACCCGGGAAGAGCCAGUACUCACACUUGUGGAUGAAGCGAUUGUGAAGCAGAUCAACCAGGAGGAAUUCAAAGGCUUCUCCUACUUUGGUGAAGACCUGAUGCCCUGAGCAGCCGCUCCCGGUGAAGUUUGGUGAUGCUGCAAGCAGGGGCGCCGGGAAGAUUCCUAUUUUCCCAUCAGAUGGUCUUGAACUACUUCUCCCCGGAGCCCCAGUCCCUUGUCCACCCUCUAUUUAUUGCAUUCCCUCACCCCGGGGCGAGCUCCUCCCCCCUUCCACCUGAUGACCAGAGGCACUCUUGGUUCUCGUCUCACACACUGCAGAAUUGUGCAGGGUCAGCAGUUCACUGGACCCUCUGCUGAGUUUGGUCUGUUGGCAAGCCUGGCUUUGCUCCUCGGGGGCUUCUGGUAAGGAAGGAACUUCAGGUCUUUUACUGCAAAGAAAAGAAGGAAGAAAAAAAGCAAGCAAGACUCUGGCUCUGUUUUUGAACAUAGAGUCCUGACAAUUCUUGCUUCUCCUCACUCCAGUCCCCCACCCACCACCUGCCACCCUCUGCCAUUCUGUCCAGAAGAGAAGAAGAGACUAGUGCUUCUUCAGCCCAAGGGUGGGCGCCCUCAAGGCGUGCCCAGGAAGGAGAGAGGUUGGAAGACCCCUGAUCGGCUCGCUGUGUUGGUUUGCUCUGGAGUGGCUCAUUGUCAUUUGCUUUGGUUUUAGAUUUGGGGCAUGCCAAAGUUGUAUAAGCAUGUAUCUUGUGAAAGAAAUUGUUCUCCUUAGAAAAAGAAAUUUGAUUUGAACUCUAUUAAUAUUUCAAAAAUAGAUUAUCAAAUUUGCUUUCUAAUUGGCCAAAAGAAAUAAAUUCCAGUGUUAAUACAGGUAGAUAUUAAAGGGCUAAUAUACAAUGAGAAAAUCAUCAGCCAUGGUGUAUGCUCUUAAUGCUUUUGUGGCACCUGGGGGCUCUGAAUUGAGAGAAAAGAAAACUAGUACAGCUCUUUAUUGUUCAAGUUCUGCCUGAACUCCAUGGCUACCCCGCAGAGUGGUCAAGACCCUGGGUUCUAGCAAAACUCAGAUUCUCCAGUUUCAUCCUGAAUCCCCAGCAUCAACUCUAUUUAUUUUCUGCAGCAGUGUGUGAUUUUUGCGCACUUCUACCAAAUGAUAGUACUACUGUGUUGUGGUUUUUAAACAUUAAACCUGUAAAGUUAAAUAUAAAAUAUCUGCUUUCGGAACAAGCAGCAUGAGGCUAAACAUGGGUUAUGUAGAGGGUAUCAGGAGAUUGAAGAGCGACUUAUUGGAACACUGACAGAGUGGCAAGAUGUUCUCAGAGCGUUGUUUCUGUGUGACAUGCAAGGGCAACUCAUGUGGACACUAUUUAAUGGAUGUGAUGUUACCUCCUGGAGAUAUGCUACCAGUGUUACAUUCUUUGAUUUCCAAGGAUUCUCUGUGGCUUUGUGUGUUAUGUUUCCCGGAGGUCGUUGGAUUUUCUAUUUCACUGAACUGACUUAGCAGGGAAUGGAAUCCAUUCCAACGAUUGCACGUGGAUUUCCCAGCUGCCCCUAAAUAUAUAUACUUGUGAGUGGCAAAGUGGCACUAAUGAAGCUUUUUGCCUUUUGUACAUUUGAGAUUUUUUGUAUAUAGUGUUUGCUGCAAGGCCUGUGGAAUUAAUUCAUUGAAUUUAGAGGUAUCAACUGCUGCAUGUUCAGGCAUAUUAUAAACUUUAGUCUAUGAAAGAAUAAUUAUAAUAAUGUCCAGGUGCAAUACUCUGUAAGCGUAUUGGUUCAAGUUACCGAGAGAUAAGGUGUGUUUCCUUUUUUCUUUCUUUUUCUGGGAGGCGGGGGGCGGGAGAAGGGGUGUUCUUCAUAUUGUUUAUUUCAUUUUGGUUUAUUUUAAAAGAUGUAAACAUGUAUUAAGCUAUAUUAAAUCUCACAUAUAGUUCUCCUAUGCUCUAUUAUACCCUGAUAGAGAUGGGGAAGAGAAAGGAAUGUUCUGGAUGGUUGUUUCAAAGUUUGGACAGUGACUAGCUCAAGCCCAUACAGAGCUGGUGCCCAUAUUUGCAUCUGGCUAGUCGUGGCCUUGGUUAUUAGUGAUGACAUUCACUUCUCUUUUAUUUUGAUUUUUGAAAAAACUCAGGUGUAAUUAUUAUCUGUUCUUGUUAUAAUUUCAAAUAUUAUGCUAUAUCAAUUUGUGUGUUCAGCAUACCAGUGAAGAGAUGAAGAACAGUAGAUUAAUUUAAUUUAUCUUCGGUAACUUGACAUAGUAGGGGGAGACUAUCUUCCGGAGUUGAGGACAAGCACAGAAACAUCUUCAUGGUGGCGUCAUCUCAUUUUUUAGGAAAACAUGACAAUACUGCCCGUCUUACUCAUGAAUCACUACUGCUUUCUGUUUUCUUCUCUGCUUCCUUCACCCUGAUGAUUGAACGACCAAGCAAGCUCUUAAACUGUCAUGCCAAAUGGCCUUGUCCAAGGUAUUCCCAUGUCAGCAGGGGUUGGGCCCUUCCUACGGGACAACUGGCAUUUUUGUUGGAAGACGAAUAAUAAUUCAUUCUACCCAGCAGCUCCAAGCAGUCACUCAAGCAGGUUGCCUGGCUCAGAGAUGCCCCCUUCCAGCCCCCAGACAUGGGCUGACUGGGAUGCCUCCUGCUUGAAAGCUGGUCAAGUUCUUACACAGGCAUUCAAAUCCUAUGUAGUCUGUAGAAUAGAGCUUGUAUGUUCCUUGAAUAUUCAUUGUUUCAUUUCGGUUUUCACAAGAGUUUGGAAGCAGACACACUAUUACAUUUCUGCUAAUUCUUUCUAAUCUUUCCAACUAGCUUGCUCACUUUUUUUUUUUUUUUUGAUUCANAGGAGGGAGUAUAAAAAAAUGCCAAAAAAAUAUAUGAAGGAUAGCUGUUCUCCUGUGUUCUCUCAUUAUGGACUUUGUGAAGUGGAAAUAAUUUUUUUUUCCUCCAAAGGUGAAAAAAAUACGUUUCUUACAUUAAAAAAAAAAGGCUAAAAAAUUACCUCUUUUUAAAUUAUGUGCAAAAUAAUUCUGGCUAAAUAUCAAAUGUAUUCAACUUUAGGGAUUUUUUUUUUUUUUGUAUUGUGAUGCUUUAUUUGUACAUUUUUUUCCUUUCAGGAUGUAAUUUUAAUCUCUUGCCAUUCAUUAGUGUUAUUUCAUUGUAAACAUUAUUGUGCCAAAUGUACUGUAUUCAAAAGGAUGUGAAUGUGUAUUGUUUCAGAACCUAAUAAAUACAAUGACGUUAAAUCUUA
Messenger RNA from Odocoileus virginianus texanus, 5017 nucleotides. NCBI's taxonomy places the organism in Eukaryota, Metazoa, Chordata, Mammalia, Artiodactyla, Cervidae. The record is from RefSeq and is a predicted model, not a curated record.